This is a messenger RNA of Annulohypoxylon maeteangense, 1335 nucleotides long. RefSeq names its product superoxide dismutase. The transcript is spliced from 3 exons. NCBI's taxonomy places the organism in Eukaryota, Fungi, Ascomycota, Sordariomycetes, Xylariales, Hypoxylaceae. Gene Ontology annotation, cellular component: mitochondrion. Gene Ontology annotation, biological process: superoxide metabolic process. Gene Ontology annotation, molecular function: superoxide dismutase activity; metal ion binding. The record is from RefSeq and is a predicted model, not a curated record. The coding region runs from base 370 to 1014 and encodes 214 amino acids.
UUUUUGGAUUGCCCAUACUCUAGGUACAGUCUCACAAUGUCUUGUAUCCCGCAAUUAAGAAUGUACUUGAAAAGAUACAUGUGAAUGAGGUAAAGGCGCGGGGAAGGAAGGACCUUGAUGGUCCGUUGGGUACCUUCUCUGGUGUUUGUCAUCAAAGAAGCUUCCAUCCCAUACCUACCUGGGGAGCACGUCACUUCCUGCCCUACGGCCUGCUCCCUUACUUCCUCUUUUACCUACAACGUAGAAUUUUGAACACAUCAAAAACAACUCAUUCUAGUUUCACAUAUUUCUAUCCGACCGCAAAUACUUUUCGUACUAGCCACAGCAACUCGAUCUAACUUGACGGAUAUUUCCAACUCACGACUCAAAAUGCCUCCCGCUACUUACUCUCUCCCCCCGCUUCCAUACGCCUAUGAUGCUUUGGAGCCCAGCAUCUCCAAGCAGAUCAUGGAGCUGCACCACCAGAAGCACCACCAGACCUACAUCACCAACCUCAACAAAGCUUUAGAGGUAUCUGCUAAGGCGGGGUCCGAAGGCAAGCUCCAGGAUGCCGCGGCUCAGCUAGGAGCCAUCCGCUUCAACGGUGGCGGUCACAUCAACCACUCGCUAUUCUGGGAGGGCCUGGCACCCGCGUCUUCCCCCGACUCUCAGCUAACCGCCGCCCCUAAGCUUGCCGGCGCUAUCAAGGCUACCUGGGGUAGCUUCGACAAGUUCAAGGAGGUCUUCGGUGCUGCUCUUCUGGGUAUCCAGGGAAGCGGUUGGGGCUGGCUCGUGAAGGAGGCAGUCACCGGACAGCUACGAAUCGUGACGCUAGCUAACCAGGAAGCUGUUGUCGUCGGUGACACCCCCCUAUUCGGCGUCGACAUGUGGGAGCAUGCCUAUUACCUUCAGUACCUCAACGGUAAAGCGGCUUACGUCGAGAACAUCUGGAAAAUCAUCAACUGGAAGACUGCUGAAACACGUUAUGCCGGGAGUCGAGAUGAUGCCUUCAAGGUUCUUAAAGCUAACAUGUAAGCUUAAGAAGUAAACAAAAUUGUGCUUAGUGGAUAUUUAUCCUGAGCCAUGAGUUUGAUGAGUACAAUGAACAAGCUAGAUUGACGAUGUCUAGCAUUGAUUUCUGAGAAUGGGCCGCUUUCGCUAUAGUAGUUGCCUAAGGAGUACAAAUGAAAAUGAACAUACUAGGUAGUUUUGUGCCUAAGGCUCUCAUCAGGUCUAUCGCUUCUGAUUGAUGUUUUGCAAUGCUGAAGAUGACGUAAUGAGCUUUUGAGAUGUGAUGGAUGUGAUGACUUCUAGAAGGAGCUCUGGGAUUAGCGGUACCUGCGGCACUAAGUAAAG